AUGCCAGCGUUUUCUAUGGGGGCUUGUGUUCAAAAAUCAGUCAAACGUGGAUCCUGAUUGGUCGGGGGAACCGUUUUUACGCAUGCGUGUCUUGGUGUAUAACAGUGGCGCCUUCGGGGACAGUCUGAAUUUUGAGUUUUACACAGCUUUAUCAAACAUGCUUGAUAAUUAUUCAUCAAAAUAUAGUUUGUAGUUCACUGGUGUCUUUGAAGUACAGAAAACUGGCAAAAAGGAGAAAAAUAUAAACAGUGAAUUACAUUCGCGCACAUUUUCCUUCAAUUUAACCCAAGUCGGUCGUUGAAUAUUCUUGAUCCAUAAAAUUAAAGUCACAGCACUUUUUUUUGUUUUACCGGUUUACAUUUUUCGUCGUACUUGUCAAAGCGUAAAUCUAAAUCUACAGUGCUCAGAACUGUUCGGUCCGACAACGCCUUAUGUCUGAAUUACGGACAGUUUCUGUCGGAAGUGGGAGCUUACCAAAGGUAUUUAAAGGUGGCACGACCAUAACAGGAAAUGAGAGCGUUGUUGGGUUGGACAGACGGAGCUCCCAGCAGACGGUGCACCAGGUAACGUUUCCUCCAUCCUGCUGUCCUGCCAGACCAUCUUCUCCUUAAGUCCUCUGUCCUGUCCAGAGCCUGACCUUUAGUCCCCAUCAUGGACAACCUCGAGGAGGACCUGACGUGCUCGGUGUGCUACUCUCUGUUCUCUGACCCGCGAGUCCUGCCGUGCUCACACACCUUCUGUAAGACCUGUCUGGACAACUUGCUCCAUGUGUCCACCAACUAUUCCAUCUGGCGCCCACUCCGCCUGCCACUCAAAUGCCCCAACUGUCGCAGUGUGGUGGAGCUGCCCCCAACGGGCAUAGACGCUCUGCCCAGCAACGUAUCUCUGCGAGCCAUCAUCGAGAAAUACCAGAGGGACAGUGAACCACGACACCCCUCCUGUCAGGAGCAUCCCAGACAGCCUCUGAACAUGUACUGCAUCCAGGACCGGCAGCUGAUCUGUGGGUUAUGUUUGACAGUGGGAGAGCACCAGGGCCACCCCAUAGAUGACCUGCAGGCAGCUUACAUCAGAGAAAAGCCAACCCCAGCACUACUGCUGGCCAGACUGUCUGAACACCGAUGGGCACAAGUGUGUGAGCUCGGGGAGCAGCUGGAACAGGACAAAGCCCGCUGUGAGGCCCUGCUGAGGCAGGACAAACAGGACGUCGCUCAGUUUUUUCAGACCCUGGAGGCGGUGCUGGCGAGGAAAAGACAGGCCUACCUGGAUGCCCUGGACAAGGCCGGUGCGGAGGUGGUACAAGCCUACAACCCCCUGAUCGACAGGGUCAAGGAGCUGCAGGAGGAGCAGCUGGACCUGGUGUCGUUGGGUUCAUCGGUGGAGGAGGAGGACUCGCCGCUGGUUUUCCUGGAGAAGGUGCAUCAGCUCAGAGAGCGGGUGGAGGAGUUUAUCCAAGCCCCUCUGCCCUCGGUGAUAAACCUGUCGGUGAGUCCGCGGGCGGCCGAGUACCUGCAGCAGAACUGGCCUGUGGUCACCAUCCGCAGCCUGGAGGACGCGCCGGUGCCUAAGGUGUCCUGCUGUUCCAGAUGUAGCGGUCAAGACCCUGAGGUCCGGUUUGGAUCUGAACGGCAUCGGUGUGACAGUGGGGUCCAGGAACUGUGGUCUGAGGCUCGGCCCGUGUCCUCGGCAGCGGCAGUGGUGGGGGGGCUUCUGCUGUUGCUGCUGACCGCUCUGUGGGUCAACCCGGUCGGAGGAGCCACACUGGGCUUCUCUCUGCUCUCUCACCUGAGUCAGUUGGUCCAUGGGCUGAGCAGCGAAAUGAUGAGCUGUGUCUGGGAGGCAGCGGACUCGGGCUACACCACCAUGCAGGCAGCCAUGGAAACAUGGAGCUCUCAUCUUUCCUCUGUGGGGGAAAAGGUUCUACAACAGCUGGAUGCCUUAUUUCAAACGCUCAAACCCCACUGAAAGAGGAAUGUGAACAUUUCACUCACUCCCUCCUGUUUGUAUUCAUCGUACAAAUUCCACCCAAAACACUACGACUUACGACAGUACUUUUACCGUUGGUGUUUUUGCUCGAUUCAUCCUUUUACAUGUAGGUCAGUGACUGUGAGGUUAUGCUCUGCUUUUAGAAAACAGCCUCUUUCAAACCAAAAUGUAGCUUUUAAGACUAGUGUUGCAGGCAUUUCAUUGUCAAUCCAACAACCUUACUCUAUACACAAAUCAAACUGAUCCUGGACCAGCUGAGGGAAAGGGUAGAUUAACUGGAAAUAAAAAGAAUGGGGCCCAAAGUGUUACUUUAAGCCUGUUCAGAGAUUAAAAACAGGGAGUAUAGUGUUAUUUAGUUUUAGAUUAUGUGGCAGUUCAGUUUCUACACUUUUAUUUAUUGGAGUUUUGUUACCUUUUUUGCAGUGUAUAUUAGAAUAAAUGAUCAAACCUAAUAAAACAAUAGCUUUACCAAAUACAAAAUGUAAAGUGGUGAGCCGUAAUAGAAUCCAGAGCAAUAUGGAGACAAAGAGUAGAAACCUUACGCCGUCUGUGCCUCCAGACUCUGAUGCUGUGCUUGUGUUUGCCAGACUGUUUACACACAGUAUGUGAAAUGUUGAGCCGGGUGGAUGGAAACGGCAGCCCAAGCCUCAACGGAUCAUGUUGCAUUGAUGCAGAGCUUCUUUACUGUGCCUUAACCUCACUCCACUUCAGUUAACUUUACCGAUCAAUUAUGAGCUCUUUUUUACCAAAUAGUGCAUUAAUGUACAGUAGUUUUAUUAAAGAUGUUACUGAAACCAUUAGCCUGUCGGCGUUAUGCCAAAAUGUAUUCAUUAUAUGUACAUUUAUGUUAUACACACUGAUUACAGACAGAAUAAGAGUCUGUUUAACACCUGAAUCGGUGUCAGUUUUUUUUUUUUUUUUAAACACUAUCACCUUUACUCAGUAAAGUUUGCAUUUUUGAAAAUUUGUUCACUUUCUGUAUUUUAAAGUCAUAAUAAAUGUGAAAGCUGUUCGUCUUUGUGGUA
This is a messenger RNA of Sphaeramia orbicularis (orbiculate cardinalfish), 3008 nucleotides long. RefSeq names its product tripartite motif containing 59 (gene trim59). The record is from RefSeq and is a predicted model, not a curated record. Gene Ontology annotation, biological process: protein monoubiquitination. The transcript is spliced from 5 exons. NCBI's taxonomy places the organism in Eukaryota, Metazoa, Chordata, Actinopteri, Kurtiformes, Apogonidae. Gene Ontology annotation, molecular function: ubiquitin protein ligase activity; zinc ion binding. The coding region runs from base 652 to 1962 and encodes 436 amino acids.